This is a messenger RNA of Anoplopoma fimbria (sablefish), 2214 nucleotides long. RefSeq names its product receptor-interacting serine/threonine-protein kinase 3-like. NCBI's taxonomy places the organism in Eukaryota, Metazoa, Chordata, Actinopteri, Perciformes, Anoplopomatidae. Gene Ontology annotation, biological process: inflammatory response; regulation of apoptotic process; protein phosphorylation. The record is from RefSeq and is a predicted model, not a curated record. The transcript is spliced from 12 exons. Gene Ontology annotation, molecular function: ATP binding; JUN kinase kinase kinase activity. Bases 149 to 1483 code for a protein of 444 amino acids.
CAGCUUCAGGCUGCCGAGAGUACGGGAACAGGAAUCUAGAACUUGUACAUGUUUGUCACAGCUUUAUUAUGAACUCUUGAUUCUUCCUGUGGCCAACCGUUGAGGAGUUAUUCGAUUUGAGGUUUGUUGUACCUGGAUCCAGCAGGAGAUGGAGCUGUUGAGCCACAAGACUGAGCCAGUCGGUAACGAAAGCUUGGAGAAAUGGGAGCCAGUUGGCUCCGGAGGAUUCGGUCGUGUCUACAAGGCCAGGCACAAGGACUUGGGCAUUGAUGUGGCCAUCAAGAUACUUCAUGAUGGUGUUUGCCCCACCAUGUCACUGUGGGACGAGGCCAGUCAUAUGGAUAAGGCUCCCUGUGAGUAUGUGGUGAGACUUUAUGGAACCUAUCAGGGAUGUCCGCCUGUUGGAGGAACAUCGACACAACAGGGACUAGUGAUGGACUUCAUGGGAAGAGGAUCUGUUCAGUCCCUGCAGAAGGAACUCUCUGGUCCUCCACCCUGGCCCCUGGUGUGCCGCUGGGCCCAUCAAGUGGCUGUAGGCAUGAGCUUUCUCCAUUCACGGAAUCUUGUGCACCACGACCUAAAGCCAAGUAAUGUACUGCUGAAUGCCGAGCUUAACGCCAAGCUUGCAGACUUCGGUCUGUCAAGAGUCUCCACCAGUGCUUUAAACAGCAACAGAGAAACAAUGGGCAUUAUCGGAGGUUCCUACAGGUACAUGCCUCCCGAAGCUUUUAAUGCAUCAUAUGAACCUGUUCGUUCUUUUGACGUAUACAGCUAUGGUAUCCUGCUCUGGUCCAUUAUCACUGGUAAAGAGCCUUAUCCAUGUGCUAGUUACGACCUUGUGGAACUGAAGAUUCCUUUUGGGGACAGACCUAGCUGUGAGGAAAUUGACCAGAGGAGGGAACAAGGGUUGAAAGAACUGGUAGACCUCAUGAAGAGGUGCUGGGAUCACAGUCCCACCAAGAGGCCCACCUUUAAAAAUUGCCGUGAAGACACUGAGAAUGUGUUUUCAAAGCACGAGAAGGGAAUUCUUAAUGUGGUCGCUCAAGUCGUGACACAACUGGAGUCCCCAGCCAGUAUUCAAGCAAACAGAAGCGCGGCUUUCAAUGUUCCUCUUCAGACACCAGAACAGUCAAAGUCAAAUGAUACUGUGGAGAAUGCUCUAAGGUCUUCAGCACAGCAGGAUUCUGUGAGAAUUUCUAAUAGAAGAAUGAGUAGAGCAGAUAAAGCAAAGUUUGUUGAUGACUACAGGGCUAAGUUAAUUCAAAACGUUACCGAGGUUAUGGCAAUAACAGAUGCACUUGGAAACAUGGUCCACCGUGAAGCCUACUCAGUUAUUGAUGCUAAAGCAACAAGCCAGGACAAAAUGAGAGUGAUGUAUCAGAGGACAUUACAUUCAGGAGGAGAAGAAGCCAAAGCAGCUUUUUACGACACCCUCAAAGAUCAUCAGCCCGACCUAGUCAAAAGGCUCGGUGGCUUAAUCUAAAGAAACAGUGGCCUUGCUUCAUUUUCUGCAGCUGUCAAAGAUUUUCCUUGCCUCUCCUCCUACACUUUCAUCGUUUGUGAAAAAUUCAUAUUUUAUUCAUUCUUAAUGUUGUUGUUGUUGUAGUGAAUAUGAAGCCGACUUGUAAUUGUCUUUUUUUUAUACAGUGUUUAAUUUCUUAACAGAGAUUUUAUUCUCUGUUUCCUGCCAAGAGCCUGCAGCUGUAAAUGAGCUUAUAACUUACUCUGGUACUGUUAAAAAGCUGUGAACUGUCCCAGUCAAAUUAAAAAAUACUUACUUACUUAUUCAUUUUUCUUAAGGAACAUAUUUUUUCACGAUUUGUCCUCACCCACUCUUUUUCUUUUCGUUCAAAAAGUAACAUGGUGUGCUGUGAUGGGGAUGUGGCUUAAUUAUCAGCAACAAACAUGUUAACCAUUAAUAAUAUGAAGAGGGGAUGUUGCUUGUUUUCUCAGGUAGGUGGGAGGGAGAGAUGAGGAGAGAGAGAGAGAGAGAGAGAGAGAGAGAGAGACUUGGUAAGAGGCUUUUCUGGUUCAAUCCCUCAGUAACUGUCACAAGCAGUCAGUCAGUCACCUGCAGAUGAUGGUGUCGAGGGCAUCCCAGUCAACAAAGUGGCUCUCCUGUCUCAGUUUAAUGUACAGGUUUUUUUGUUCACUAUAAUCACACUGAAUGCUGGGCCAAACAUUGAACUGAAAAAGGCAAAAUAAAAAACUAAA